Klebsormidium nitens is the source of this 864-nucleotide messenger RNA. The record is from the annotation of a GenBank genome assembly. NCBI's taxonomy places the organism in Eukaryota, Viridiplantae, Streptophyta, Klebsormidiophyceae, Klebsormidiales, Klebsormidiaceae.
AUGGCGGAGGACAGGGCGGCGCGGGGGCGCGUGGCAGCAGACGAGGCACUGGCGCGUGAGAUCGCGCGGCAGGAGGAGGAUCAGGCAUAUAGGGCGCGAGAGGAGCGGGUGGUCGCGACCAGUCGGGAUGCGGAGUUGGCAAUGGAGCUGGUCGCCAGGGAAGCUCAGGAGAAGGGGGUGGAUCGGGCAGUGGCGCUGGCGGCGCAGAAGCCGGGGGAGAAGGAGAGCGGGCCACAGGGAGAGCAGGCGGAGGUGGUUGAAGGAAAAGGGAAGCAAAAGGCAGAAGGGGAGAGCGACUUGCAGGCGGAUCUGGAACGGGGGCUAGCAUGGGAACGCAAGCUGGGCGCGGGCCAAUGGAGGGGGGCACGCCAGGUCGCGGCGGUUACGCUGCAGGCAGCGGGAAAAAGUGAGAACGGACAGCUGGUGGAGGAUGCCCACGCCCAUACCAGGGCAAUGGCGUGUUUUGCAGAAGGGCGACCCAAGCCAGAGGACAUGGACUCAGCGGGGCUGCGCGUCCACACGGCAACCGGGAGGAUCGAGGCGCUCAAGGGGGGCCUCACACGACAGCCGGUUCCCAUCGUGUUGAACGCGGGAACGCCAGAUGAGCUCACCCUGUAUGAGCGUCUGGCGAUCACUGACUCCACCGGGUACGACCUCUUGCUGGGUACCCGAGCUGCCUACCCUUGCGGGUUGUCGGUGAACAGGUGGCAGGAGAGGGCGGUUUACAGGGUGGACUGGGCUGGGGCGGGUCAAAGAGUCGGUGCCCUGCCGAUGCAGCUGCACCAAAAGCGCCCAGCGGCAGGAAACAGGGGUAGCGCGCAGGGCCCAGCCGGGGCGGCCCUGGCGUGCUGCCUCACUAAGUGA